Paramecium tetraurelia is the source of this 1106-nucleotide messenger RNA. RefSeq lists its product as uncharacterized. Lineage: Eukaryota; Ciliophora; Oligohymenophorea; Peniculida; Parameciidae. The transcript has 5 exons. The record is from RefSeq and is a predicted model, not a curated record.
AUGAAUUUAUCCUUGAUAUUCUCAGUCAUCUUUGUUGUAGCAGCAAAUGAUUAUGAAUUAUUAGCAUAACUCUAAAAUUAUGAAUUUGGAAAAACUAUUAUAGCAACUAUGCAAAUUACAUUAGAAAGCGAAGAUGCAUCCGUUGAUGGAGUUGUAAAUUAACUUUUGGCCAUGUAAAAAGCUACUCAAAUUGAUCUAGAUGACAAUUCAUAAGCUAUUAAACAAAGUUAGGAAUCUUGCGAAUAACGAUUUAAUGAAUUGCAAACUGUAAUUGAGAAUGCUUCAAAUAAAAAAGCUGAUAAUGAGAGAACUUUACCCUUCAAAUAAGAAGAAUUAAAUAUCAUUGCAUAUCAAAUUAAAGAUAAAGUUGAUUAAUAAAAGAGAGUUUAAGAUCGAAGAAAUGGAGCAGAAUUUUCAAGAUCAGUUGAAAAAAAAGAUUUCUCAUAAAAAUAAUAAGAAACCAUAGAUUUUAUAUCAGGAUUAAAAAAAGCAAAAGCCAUUUUAUCAUAACUUAAAAGUUCCUUUUUGUAAGUAGGUGAUGUUAGAGCUAAAUUACACAAGCAUCUUGAAUCCUUAAAUAAGAGUAGUCCAUAUCACGGAUUAGUCAAAAUUCUGAUUGCAGCUGCAGGCGACGAUAAUGUACCCAAAAUCAUAUAAAUAAUUGAUGAACUUGUUGAAUCAUUGUAACACUUGCUCUCUGUUGAUAGAUCCGGAGAUGAACAAAAGGAGGAACUUUAUUCAUUAUAAAAAAGUAGAUAUGAUUCAGAAUUAUAAACUUUUACCACUACAAUAGCCUCAUUACAGGCAGAGGCAGAAAAGUUGAAGCAGAAAUUACUUGAAUUUCAAAAUGAUAUUGAAACAAAAGAGCAAUUUUUAACUGUAAAAAAUUAGGAGUACAAAGAUUGGAGAAAAACUUGUGAUGAUGAUUUAAGAGCAAACCAAAAUUUACGAUAAAUAAAAUUCAAUGAAUUAAAUAUAAUUAAUGAAUGCAUUGAGAUCUUCACUACUAGACUUAAUCCAUAAAUCAAGAGCUAUAUCUAAGAAUUAGAGAUUUGAAAUAUACAUUAAACAAUUUAGGAUAAUAAUUAUUUUAUUAGUUAUAUUUU